UUUGCUAAUCAAACUUCACUACACGCUGGUGCCGCGCGUGCACAUGAUCCAUUUCCCGCGCGAUCUGAAAUCCGACGCGAAAUUCAAAUUCAGAAUUUAAAUUCUUUUAAAUUCCGUUUCGUAAAAGAAUUUAAUAGUUUUAAAACUGCCAGUGAGGAUUUUUGAAAUCGUAUAUAUGGUUUUUAAAUGUGAUUGUGAAUUUAUUUAAACGGACAAAAGGGAUUUUUGUGACAAAGAAAACCAGUGGCGAUGCAAGAGAAGGUCCGGACAGAAUACACACUAACCCCUCUUCUUCAUUGACUCCAACAUGACCGGCAACAUGGAGAAGGUCAGACCAGCCCCCAGUGUCACCACCAUCAGCGGCCCCGAUACUUAUAGCUCUAAAAUAGAACUAGCUUACAAUGGAUCGAGGGAAGACUUGGAUCCUUACAUCCCUUCAGAGCACAGAGCUGUUGAAUCGAACACAUCGACCUUCGGUGCUCUUGCGCAUCUAUUAAAAGCCUCUCUGGGUUCCGGAGUGUUGGCGAUGCCGUUAGCAUUUAAAAACGCUGGACUACUGGUUGGGGCUAUAGGCACUGCCUUAGUCGGCUUAAUAUGUGGACACGCCAUUCAUGUAUUGGUAAGAACAUCGCAAGAACUCUGUGCUGAAGUAAAGAAGCCCUGUCUAGGAUACGCAGCCACCUGUGAUCUCGUCUUCCAAAACGGACCAAAACCAGUGCGAAAAUUUGCCACUUUUGCAAGGGAGUUAGCUGACUGGGCGUUAGCGGUCACGCACUUAGGUGCGUGUUGUGUCUACGUCGUGGCUGCAGGAACAUCAUUUCAACAGGUUUUAACACACCACGGUGCACCAGAAUGGUCGCUGCAGAUUUACGCAGCACUGAUGCUAAUCGUGCUCGUCCCGUUGACACAAAUCCGGAACUUGAAAUACCUCGUCCCAUUUUCGACCUUUGCCAAUUUCGUAUGGUUAUUCUCCAUCUGUAUCUCAAUGUACUACUGUAUGAGGGACCCUCCGCCGAUCAACGAGAGGAGAAUUGCAACGGGCAUUUCCGGAAUACCGAACUUUAUCAGCACAAGUCUGUUCGCAAUGGAGGGCAUAGGCGUGGUGAUGCCGAUUGAGAACGAGAUGUUGAAGCCCCACCAGUUCCUGGGAUGUCCUGGGGUGUUGAACAUCGCCAUGACAGCUGUGGUGACCAUGUACGGGUUUGUGGGGUUCAUGGGCUACUGGCAGUAUGGCGACAACAUUGGGGGACAGCUGAUACAUAGCCUUCCUCAGGAUGAAAUCUUAGCUCAGACAGCGAACCUGCUAGUAGCGUGUGUCAUGCUGCUUUCCUUCGCGCUGGUGUACUACGUCCCCGUGGAUGUGGUCUGGCGACGAAUCCAAAACCGUAUUCCUGCCAAGGCCCAGAACUGGUCUAUGGCUGGACUGCGGUUGUUUGGCACUUUAUUAAUAGUGGCCGUCGCCUGCGCAAUCCCUAAGAUCCACUUCUUCAUGGACCUGGUUGGUGCCGUCUGCCUGUCAGUGAUGGGUCUACUCCUCCCAGCAGUGGUGGAGACAAUAUGGCGGUGGAGCAGAGACCUCACGCCGUGCCACUGGGUCGUGUGGAAAAACGGUAUCAUUGUCGUCUUCUCACUUGUAGCCAUGGUAUCAGGGUUCACCUAUGCGCUUAUUGACUUGGUGAAUAAUGUGUGAUUUUGUAUUUAAUUUAAGCGUUUAUAAGGGUUUUCGGGAGCUUUACACCACUUGUGAUUAGUAAUUUAAAAAAAAUUGCUGAGCUCGUUUUGGCCUGCAUCUUUUUUGGACGCGAUAAUUCAUAAAGAAAUAAAAAGAGAGAAACAAAAUACUUCAAUAGUAUUUUUUAAAGAACACGUGUACGGUUAUCUAGUGGUUGGAAACCCCCAAUAAUCCCUCAGUGAACCGAAAUGUGAAGCAUAAAUGAAUAUAGAUAAGUAUUACACAGUACGUUAACUUUGUUGAAUCAAAAAGUAAGGUGAAUCAAGUUUCCUUUUCCUUAUAUUAUUUUCUUUGAUACUCUAUUAUUUCUCUUUUUCCCUUAUAAUAAGUUAUAUCCAUUUAAAUGCAAUGGGAAAGUUGAAUCAACAAUAAAAUAUAGUAGGUAUUUUUGCGUACUAUCUCUAUAUUGCUUUACUAUGAAAAAUGUUUUUUUUUGGAUAAGGUAAAUUGUUUUUUCAGAUCAUUUACUUAUUAAAAACAAACUUUCCCUUAAAAAAUCGGUGGCAACCCUACACCAGUAGAAAAGGUACUUAUCCUUUCUACUCUUACAUAUACGUACGGUCACGAGUACUAAUAUAUACACUUUAAAACCAUGUCACAUUAACUUUUUUGACAAAUUAAACCGUAAGUCUCAAUAAAUGUCAAAUAUGAUAGUGCGACAGGGUUCUAAAGUGGGUACAUGAUAUUGCUCAUGACUGUGACGCCUUAAGGCUUUGUAAUACGAAUUGAGAAAAUACGAUUUAGACCAUUUACGCAAGUUUUUAAACUUUGCCCAUAAAACCUUAACUGUGUACCCUUAAUCGACAUUAUGCCCUUUUUUAUAUGCCCUAUUAUAGUAUUAAAAAUAAUCAUUCAAAAGUGGUCUGGUACCAAUUUAUCUGUCCCUAAUGACUUACAUCGAUAAGAUAGAUUAAGUAUAAUUUGUACAAAAUUGUAAUACAGUGAUGUGAUAGUAUUAUAUAAUUCUAAGUUAUUACUUUAAGUAAUAUUUGCUUUAAAAAAAGUUGUAUAUAACGUUUAUUUUGAUAAAAAGCUUGUUAUGAUAAAAGGAUUAAAUAUUGAACAAG
Pectinophora gossypiella (pink bollworm) is the source of this 2799-nucleotide messenger RNA. RefSeq names its product proton-coupled amino acid transporter-like protein pathetic. NCBI's taxonomy places the organism in Eukaryota, Metazoa, Arthropoda, Insecta, Lepidoptera, Gelechiidae. Gene Ontology annotation, cellular component: vacuolar membrane. The record is from RefSeq and is a predicted model, not a curated record. The transcript has 10 exons. The coding region runs from base 308 to 1690 and encodes 460 amino acids. Gene Ontology annotation, molecular function: amino acid transmembrane transporter activity. Gene Ontology annotation, biological process: amino acid transmembrane transport.